UGGCGCGACACCUACAUCAGUGAAGAGUUCAUGCGCAAAAUGCUGCCCUUUCAGAAAGUCAACCGUUUUCCAGGGUCGUACGAGCUGGGCCGAAAAUCAAACCUGACCCUCAACCUGAGGCGGAUGGCCAGACUUCUCCCCAAAGACUACGACUUCUACCCUCGCGCGUGGGUGAUUCCCAAGGAGCAGGAAGAAUUCACCAAAUUUGCAAAGGCCAACCCCGCGACCAACUUCAUCGCCAAGCCAUAGGCAGGCUGCCAAGGCCGCGGCAUCAUAAUAUUGCCCAAGCCUCUAGAAUUCCAGCCUCAGGAGACGAUGGUGGUGCAAGAGUACAUCAAAAGACCCUUCCUGAUCGACGGGCUGAAGUUCGACAUCCGCCUUUACGUCCUGCUUAAAUCAGUCGACCCGCUGCGGCUGUUCCUGUACCGGGAGGGGCUGGCAAGGUUCGCCACCGAACGAUACCAACCCCCAACAGCUGACAACCUCGCCUAGCUGAACCUGCAUCUGACCAACUACGCGAUCAACCGAAAGAGCCCGGGCUUCAUCUUCAACACCAGUGUCGAGCAAGACAACGUAGGCCACAAGCGCUCCUUCAGCUCGGUGCUGCAGCUGCUGCGAGCCUAGGGCCACAACGUCAAUGAGCUCAUGGUCCGCAUCGAGGCCAUCAUCAUCAAGACCUUCGCCUCUGCCUACCCCUUGCUCAAGCAGCAGUAUGUGGCCAACUCGAACGGCCGGCCUGACCUCUGCUUUGAGGUGUUCGGGGUGGACAUCCUGCUGGAUGAGGGGCUGCUGCCCCAUCUGCUGGAGGUGAACCACACCCCCAGCUUCAGUACGGACACGCCCCUGGACAGCGCGAUCAAGCGCAGCCUCGUAUUCGACACUCUGCGGCUGAUCAACGUUAGCCCCGAGCUCAAGCGUAUCUACUUCGAGGAGAAACCAGAAAACCGUAGGAAGAUGAAGUUUCCCUGCCACCCCGAGGGACCCGAUCCUGUGCGGCACCUGGGGCUGUCGACCUACCUGCAGCCGAGCGAGCGGAUCUAUCUUCGAGAGGGGGACACCGAGAUCAGCAAGUACUUCCUGAAGCCGAAACUGAAAUCGUUCAUCGACGAAAAGCUCAAGAUCGUGGUGGAGCAGGCUCGGGAGCGGGAGGACAGUGAGCGCAGACCCUCCUUCUUCAAGACGAACCUGAGCCAGCUGAAGCAGAUGCGGGACGUGCGGUACCUCAAGCAGCUGCGCGAGGGGAUAAAGGGCACAGACUACUCCAUCCCCGAGCCGAACAUCCUCGAGGUCAACGGCGAAACCUGUCCAUCAAGUACGCCCCCAAGAUGA
Molecule: messenger RNA, 1329 nt
Organism: Hippocampus zosterae (dwarf seahorse)
Lineage: Eukaryota; Metazoa; Chordata; Actinopteri; Syngnathiformes; Syngnathidae
Product: probable beta-tubulin polyglutamylase
Exons: 2
Biological process (GO): protein polyglutamylation; microtubule cytoskeleton organization
Cellular component (GO): cilium
Molecular function (GO): tubulin binding; tubulin-glutamic acid ligase activity
Source: RefSeq, a predicted model, not a curated record